Molecule: messenger RNA, 1916 nt
Organism: Anopheles coustani
Lineage: Eukaryota; Metazoa; Arthropoda; Insecta; Diptera; Culicidae
Gene: Aduk
Product: serine/threonine-protein kinase ULK3
Exons: 2
Coding region: 45-1493 (482 amino acids)
Biological process (GO): protein autophosphorylation; autophagy; autophagosome organization
Cellular component (GO): autophagosome; cytoplasm
Molecular function (GO): ATP binding; protein serine/threonine kinase activity
Source: RefSeq, a predicted model, not a curated record
CUGUAAUGUCGAUUUCGAACUGAGUUUACGUGUUUUGCCGCAUAAUGUGUGAAUCCAAAAUAACUGACUACAUGCUACUCGAACGACUCGGCAAAGGGUCCUAUGCUGUUGUGCACCGAGCGAUGAAAAAAGACACGCAAGAGAUAUGUGCCGUAAAGUUGAUAACGAAUGGUACCCUAUCGCACUCUGCAUCGGAUAAUAUUGUCAGCGAAAUCAGCCUCCUGAAGAAGCUAAAACACCAACACAUCGUCGAAAUGCGAGACUUUCUAUGGGAUGAGAAGAAUAUUUACAUCGUGAUGGAAUACUGCAACGCCGGCAACCUAUCGACCUACAUUAAGCAGCACAAAACCCUCAACGAGGGGACAUGUCGGAUGUUCUUGCAGCAACUGGCGCUUGCUUUACGUUACAUGCGCGCCAACGACGUAAGCCAUCUGGACCUGAAGCCAGCCAACUUACUGUUGAACAAAACGGCCGGCACCUUCACGCUGAAGGUGGGCGAUUUCGGUUUCGCUCAGCGGUUGAAACUGAACCAAGAAAACACUACCAUCAAGGGCACGCUGCUCUACAUGGCGCCGGAAAUACUGCUUACCAAAUCGUAUGGCCCGUCCGCCGAUCUGUGGAGCGUAGGCGUCAUUUUAUACGAGUGUCUGUUUGGCAGGGCACCGUACAGCUCGGCCAGCGUUCCCGAGUUUGCGGAUCGCAUCCGCCGGAACGAUCCAAUCGUCAUUCCAGCACAGCCGAUUAUUUCGGGCGAUUGCAAAACCUUGCUCAAAAACCUGCUCCAGCGCAAUCCAGCCGAGCGCAUUACGUUCGAACAGUUUUUCGAACAUCCAUUCCUCGAUCUCCGCCACGUGCCGUCUAAGGAAAACAUGGAAAAAGCGAUCAAACUGAUCAACGACGCGAUACGACUGGAACAGGAGCAGGAUCUGCCGGCGGCGUAUCGCGCCUAUUGCCAGGGGCUGCAGUACUUUGUACCGAUUACCCGGGCCGAAGCAGAUGCGGCCAAGAAACUCAUCCUCCGGCAACGCGUACAGACGUACCUGAACCGGGCCGAAGCGCUCAAACAACGCAUCUAUGCAACAAGCGAGGGCGGCUGUAACUCGGGUGGUAAUCCGCCACCCUCCGCAGCACAACUGCCGGGUCCGAACGAAGAAGCUGCAAGUGCAUCCACGGCUGCACUAAAUAAACCCACCACAACAACCUCCGCGCUAACCAAAGACCUCGAGAAAAUCGCGCAAGGUAUGAAAAUUGCACGCCAAGCCGAUACCGACGCUCAGCAAAACAAGCUAGACGAUGCGCUCAGUGGCUACACGACGGCGUUGGGAAUGCUCAUACCAAUGCUUCACAAAGAGAUUCCGCCGGCGCAGAAGAAAAAUCUACAUCAGCGUAUAGUUCACUGGAUGGAGGAAGCUGAGUAUAUCAAAUCGAUCCGCUCGGCACAGAUCAUGGAGGAGGUGGAAAGCAGUGGAAGCUAUGGUUGCAUUUUACAAUAGAUGGUGGAGGGUUCGUGACGGUUUUUGUAUUUCAUAGCAUACCAGGAAGGAAGACGGGUACGGCUCUCUAUGUGGACACCCAAUGAGUAUUCAUCGGCAAUCAGAAGUGGGAUUGCAAGCCUUACCAUAUGUGAUGCAACAUACUUUUUCGCUAGCGUUUGGCGUCAUUUGAAUUGCACACUGUGACAAGAUUUUCUUAUUAUUAAAACGUGUGAUCUAUGAAUUAAUUGAUAUAUGCUGGUUUGUGAACUGAUAAAACAUGCUGACGCUUACGUUUUCAUGGUGUAAUUCACAUUUUUGCUGGCUUGGCGUGAUUUGUAUUACACAACAUUUUCCUAUUAUUGAAACGUGUGAUUUAUGAACUAAUUGUUAUUUUCCACUAUGUGAAUUAAUAAAACGUAACAGCGUUACAAUAAAUCCAUG